Daldinia caldariorum is the source of this 1212-nucleotide messenger RNA. Its product is annotated as beta-lactamase/transpeptidase-like protein. Lineage: Eukaryota; Fungi; Ascomycota; Sordariomycetes; Xylariales; Hypoxylaceae. The record is from RefSeq and is a predicted model, not a curated record. Bases 1 to 1212 code for a protein of 403 amino acids. The transcript has 2 exons.
AUGGCCAAGUUCACCCACGAGGCUAUCUUCGAGGCUGCCUACCAGGCUGGCGAAAUCCCAGGCGUGGCUCUCGUGGCCGCCGAUGCCACUGGGAAGUUCAGAUAUGAGAAAUCAUUCGGCAAGACGGCCCACGGAGAGCCAUUCUUAACAGACAGUGUCGUAUGGAUGGCAUCCUGCACAAAACUCAUGACAUCCGUAGCAGCCCUGCAACAAGUUCAACGGGGACACAUCGGCUUGGAUGAGGAUGUCGGAAAAGUGCUCCCAGAAGUUGCCGCACUGAAGGUGCUGAAAGAUUUCGAUGCUGAAGGGAAGCCGAUCUUCGAAGAUCGGAAAGAACCAGUUACUGUGAGAAAUUUGCUUUCACAUGCCAGUGGACUUACCAUGGAGCUGUUUUCGCCCAAGCUCCAGCAGCUACAAAAGUUCACGGGCCCUCCUGCGAACCCUCCCAAAGAUAUCGUGACCGAGUUAUCCCUACCGCUAGUAUUUCAGCCUGGAAAGGGUUGGCAAUACGGUUCGAGCUUAGACUGGGCGGGGAAGCUCGUUGAACGGAUUUCCAGGCAGUCCCUCGAGGACUAUAUGAAGGCCAACAUCUGGGACCCGCUAAACAUGCGUCAUAUCACCUUUGCGCCUGAUUCAAGGCCGGAGACGAAGGAGCGCAAGCUGGGGAUGACUCAGAGGGAUGAGGACGGAAAACUACACCCGACGACGGAGGGCUACCUGUACCAAUACGGAGACAGGAAAGACGCAUACGGCGGAGCGGCGGGCUGGGGGUCCGCCGAGAGCUAUCUAAAUCUACUCCAGAGUCUAUGUGCGAAUGACGGCCGAGUCCUAAGCAAGGAGCUAGUGGACGAGAUGUUCAAGCCGCAGCUAGGACCUGAGGGCAAGGAGACGGUAAAUAACAGGCUCCAAGCCGACGAGUCGACCCGCCGACUUAUUGCCAACACAUUCGAUACGACGCACCUAGUGGGGGAUCACGGACUGGGAGGAUUUAUCGGGCUUAAAGACGUAGUCGGCAGAAGGAAGGCGGGAACUAUGGCUUGGGGCGGGCUGCCGAAUUUGAUCUGGUGGAUCGAUAGGAAGAGUGGCUUAUGUGGCGCGUUGUUCUCAAAUCUGAUACCAACAGCAGAUGCAAAGAUCACGGAAAUGAUGAUGCAGUUCGAGCUAUCAAUCUAUGAGCAGUAUGAAGAGUUUAAGAAGCGAGAGUCUAUUUAG